UUUAGACUCGACUUCGAUUUUACGUGCUGUGGUGUUAAAAUGUGACGACGAUGCAAUCACGCUUCUGUGUUGCUUGGUGCUUUUCAGCUCAACAUUAUUUCUUGUUACGUUCAUUGUGUCAGUUACGAUGAAGGCACAUUGACUGAUCAUCUCGCGGCUGCUAAUAGGACAUUAUGAGAGUUUACAAAGGACCCCCCGAACCUGGUGAUACUCUCUUCAGCCAAGUCAUUUUUGUGGCUCUGCUACUAUUUUUCUUCAAUAACACAGCUCAUGCCGAAAAAAGCAAAUCAUAUUUGAUCGGCAGUCUCUGUAAGAAUCAUUUCUUACGAGACGUUUACAGAAAGAUCGACGGUGCCAUUAUCACAUCUCAAAAUGAACGGAAUCUUGACUGCGCGGUCACCUUUCAAACGCACAGCAUACUUCAACGGUUUAUGCUCAAAUUCGAUCGGCUGCAACUGGACUGCAAUGAUCAUCUUUUCAUUUAUGAUGGAGCUCAUUCUGUUGGCAGUUUUAAGGCGGACUUGUCCUGCAAAAAUACAAUGCAAGGUGUGGGAGCUAUUUAUACGCAAACAAAUUUUGUUACUUUAAAAUACGUGACAGAUUCUUGGGGUACUGAUUCCAAUGGCUUUAAGCUUGUCAUCACAGCAGUCAAAGAUCCAAAACACGCCUGUAAGGAUUUCCGAUGCACACUGAAAGAGUUUUGCAUCGACGCUGACCUCGUCUGUGAUGGCAUAAAUCAUUGUGAAGAUGGAUCUGACGAAGCCGCUUCCACCGUAUGCGUCAACACGGAGGCGUCGACGAUCCUCGGCAUCGAGAGUACUUGGUUUGCUGUGUUGAUGGUUUGCACGGUCCUGACAAUGGCUGGCCUCGUGGCGACUGCCGUGCUCUGCUUCUAUAGACAACGAGUAAACACGACGCCCAGACACGGCCAGCACCUUAACAACGUCUACGGUAAUGCUCAAGGACAUCCGCCCGUCAGCUACCCCAGCGAUCCGGAGCUCGGCCGUGCUGCAGGCUCCUUCAAAUGCGAUCGAAGACGCGGAGGCCGCUGUCGUUGCUGCUGCUGCUCUUUCUGCUGCUGGCGCUGCCUCGCCAUGCUCUGCUCGCGUCGCGCCUUCCUUUUCGCGCUGCUGCUCUUUCUGCUGCUGACCAACAUGCUGUAUCUGGUGCUGAGCAAGAGCCUGGACUUUCCACACCGACUCGAGCACAACGAGCUGCUGGUAACGCCCAAAGAUUUUUUCAUCGGGCCAUGCCUCGUCAAUACCAACCAGACCUGUCCGGACCCCGAGGUGAGCUUUUUCUUGUACACGAGGAGCAACUCGGCACGCGGCCACGAGAUCAUCGUGACCGAUAGCGGCUCGAACCUCAACGAGACCCACUUCGAUGCCGCCGACCCGACCAAGAUAAUAGUUCACGGCUACAACUCCGACAUGGAGCUGGACUCGCUGGUGGACAUGCGCAGCGAGUACCUGGCGCGCGGCCCGCACAACGUGGUGGCCGUCGACUGGCACCGUUUGGCCGCCGGGCCCUGCUAUCCCGUGGCCGUGCACAACGUGCCGCACGUCGGUCACUGUCUGGCCCAGCUGAUCGAGCGGCUCCGGGCCGCCGGCUCCGAGGACUUGCACGUCAUCGGCUUCUCCCUCGGCGCCCACGUGCCGGCCUUCACCGCCAAUCGCUUGGCGCCGUACAAGCUGCCGCGCGUAACCGGCCUCGAUCCAGCUAUGCCGCUCUUCGUCACCGUCUCCAAGCACGACAAGCUCGACGCCGACGAUGCUCUUUUCGUCGAUGUCUUACACACCAACGCCUUUGUCCAGGGCAAGCUCGAGCCCAGCGGCCACCUCGACUUUUACAUGAACGGAGGCGUCAAUCAACCGGGAUGCUGGGAGAAGCGAAAUCCGUUUGGCUGCAGCCAUCAUCGCGCUGCCGAAUAUUUUGCUGAAUCCAUCAACUCGCCGGUUGGCUUUUGGGGCUGGCCGUGUCCAGGAUUUCUUGCUUAUCUACUUGGCUUUUGUCCCCCUCGCUAUCCGGCCAUUUUAGCUGGAGACCUUGUCGAUAAAACGCGCAGAGGCUUUUUUCUUGUCAAAACCAAAAGUCAAAGUCCCUUUGCCGAGGGUCCAUUUCAAAUCAAUGUUUCGUCUUCGACUACUGUUGCUGUUCCUGUUGUUGUACCUUCUUGAGUGCACCAAAUCCGAAGACGGAUGUGAAAUCAAUACCUUGAUAAUGAUUGUUGAAAACUAACUUCACAAAUCAAUCAUCUGUAUCCACGUGAUAUUUAUUUUGUGCAUUGAGCAACUAAUGAUAACGAGUUAUCGUAUAAUUAUUAAAAAACUUAAAAAUUGUAUCGUGAUUAAAGUUUCUUGUGUUUUUUAAGGUGAACUUGUUAAAGAUACAAAGCUACGAGUUGAAAGAGAAUAUCGUACUUAUUGUUAAUAUAGUGCAUUUAAAAAAUUGUUGUAAAUUAUACCAGAAAAUUAGAUUACUAUAGUAUAAGAAUAUAUUAUAACUAUUAUAAAUAUUGAUUCUAUUACUAAGUCUUAGUUUUUCAU
Messenger RNA from Trichogramma pretiosum, 2546 nucleotides. RefSeq lists its product as uncharacterized. Lineage: Eukaryota; Metazoa; Arthropoda; Insecta; Hymenoptera; Trichogrammatidae. The record is from RefSeq and is a predicted model, not a curated record. Gene Ontology annotation, biological process: lipid metabolic process. Bases 174 to 2177 code for a protein of 667 amino acids. The transcript is spliced from 6 exons. Gene Ontology annotation, molecular function: lipase activity; protein binding.